AUGGCUGAGUUCCAGGACUGCAUUGACAACUGUGAACUAUUAGAGAUGGUUGGAAAUGGUUCAAGCAAUAUUUGGUAUAAUAAUCAGGAGGCUAAUCCCAUCACGAGGAAGUUGGAUAGAUGUCUCACAAACGAAGCAUGGUUUAAUUCCUUCCCCCAAUCAACUGCUCUAUACGAUGAUCCAUGUGGUUCUGACCACACUCCUAUUUUGGUCUCUACGUCAAAUGAAAGGGAGAGAAGGAAAGUGCCUUUUAAGUUCUACAAUCUAUUCACAAGUCAUCCAGAUUACCCUGCUCUUAUCCAAAACGCAUGGAAUAAUAAUGAUCACAUUAGAUCUCCAAUGUAUCGUCUCUGUCAGAAUCUCAAGGCGGUUAAGAUGGGAUGCAAGACUCUUAAUAGGACAAGCUUCAGCAACAUACAAGCACGUACUGCAGAAGUUCAAGAAGAACUAAAGCGAAUCCAGACACAAAUACUUACGAGUCCCUCACAACAACUAUUCCAACAGGAGAAGCAGGUGAAGAAGAAGUGGUUAUUCUUAUCCACGGCUGAAGAAUCCUUUCUAAAGCAGAAAUCGAGAAUCCGAUGGUACAGUGAAGGCGACUCCAAUACCAUGUUUUUCCACAAUUCGGUAAAAGCUCACCAAGCCAGAAACAAGAUUGGUUCCCUACUCAAUGACCAGGGUGAAAGGAUCACAGAGAAGGAUCAGCUCAAAAUCUGA
Messenger RNA from Camelina sativa (false flax), 717 nucleotides. RefSeq lists its product as uncharacterized. The record is from RefSeq and is a predicted model, not a curated record. NCBI's taxonomy places the organism in Eukaryota, Viridiplantae, Streptophyta, Magnoliopsida, Brassicales, Brassicaceae.